Messenger RNA from Paralichthys olivaceus (Japanese flounder), 6362 nucleotides. NCBI's taxonomy places the organism in Eukaryota, Metazoa, Chordata, Actinopteri, Pleuronectiformes, Paralichthyidae. The record is from RefSeq and is a predicted model, not a curated record.
GGGUAAAGGCCCCUUCAGGCUCGUCCCCUUCAGGGAUCGGACGAUGCUGUUGGCAGCCAGCAGGUCCGGUGGCUCCGUGUUCCUGCAGCGUGGGAACCUCAGCACCGCCACCACCACCAGCACCACCAGCAGCCUCUCACUGUUUAUGAUGACGCCGGGCCUCAGCAGAGCCCGACCACACGACACAUCACGUGUUUCCUUUGAGGCGGCCGACAGACCAAACUACUUCCUGUAUGCGAGCCCCAGCGGCCAGGUGAGAAUGGCCAAGUGGGAGGAGAGCGAGGCAUUCUGGGACGGGGCCACCUUCGUCCUCCACCGGAACACCUGGAUCCCAGGCUACGACUCACUGGAGUCCCACGCCAAACCCGGUUUCUUCCUGCACGCCACGCUGCUUCGCCUCCACCUGCUCAAAUACAGACACGCCGACACUUACCGCAAGGCCACGCUCUUCAGACUGACAGGCCCAAACCCAGAAUCUCCGCCUCGUCCUCAGUGUCAGUGGAGGUACGACUCCUGCGUCAGCCCCUGCUUCAAGACCUGCAGCGACCCGUCAGCAGAAGCCUGCGUCACCAUCCCACAAGUGGAGGGCUGCCUCCCUGUCUGCCCCCCUCACAUGGUCCUGGACGAGGUCACUCGUCGUUGUGUUUAUGUGGAAGACUGCAUUAAAGCCCCUGUUGUUGUGCAGCCUGUAACACCACCCGCUGCUCAGCUGACCUCUGCUGCCUCCACCUUCACCCCGAAGACCACAGUCACCACUGAGUCCUCCGCUCCUCCACAUGAUGCUCCAACCACUAAAAUCACCACAGCUUCUCCUGCUGUCAGCACACACACCACCUCCACUAUGGCACCACCAGCCCCUGACGAGCCAACCCGACCGGUCACCGCCUCUCCUGAACUUUCCAGAACAGCAGGACCUCCGUCUUCCCAAACAGCACCCACUGCUGUCAAGCCAGAGGUUGUGAUGUCGACUCUCAGAGAGACCGAAGCUCCUCUCACCACUGUAACAAGUACAACAGCAUCGACGCCUGAGGCGCUGAGCUCCACCGUCAACCCCUCCAGCUUCAGCACCUCCAAAACGAGCAUCGCUCCGUUUGCCAUCACCGCUCUGUUCUGGAUCACCUCCUCCACCAAAGCCACGGCCUCCCCUGAGCCACUGGUCACCACCACUGCCAAGACUCUGCAGCCCACUGCAUCCGGAGCGCUAACCACCUCCAUUGUGGGGCGAACCCCCACCAGCAGCAGCCCUCUCUCUGUUGUCACACACUCAACCAUAGAAACCACUGAGGCUACAACACAUUCAGCAGCGGUUACUCCAACUGUAACAGCUUCCAUUCCUGCUCCGAUCCCAGAGACAUCUGUGGUCACAGGCAGAACCACAGCUCCCAGUGUGACCACAACAGCCUCCACAUACGCCACCACAAAGAUGGUAACAGAGGAGAGACUUCCUCCAACAACAACCACACUGAUCCCACCUGGUUCACCAAGCACAGCUUUCACAACCACAUCACCGCUCUCAUCGUUGCCUCCUAUCGAAACAGGAACUGUGUCUUUGCCCACAGCCACUUCAGCAGAGACCACAGAAUCAGAAACACCAGCACAGUUAACUACCAGUAAAACAACACAACACCUAACAACAGGGACAACAACACCAACAACAACUACGAUUCAGUUAACUCCCCCGAUGGAACUAACAACCUCCACCACAUCAGCCUCUGAGUCGCCAACGUCAACCCAAUUCCAUGUUACAACAACUACAACUGCAACAUCUGCUCCGACCUCAGCUGCUGCAGCCUGGAGGACGACGACAGAGAAAGUGGACGUACCUGAGACUACAGUUCCUGAAAAACCUGCAGCUACAACACCUGCACCUCCAUCUCCAGAGGUUACAACCACAACAGCUCCUCCUGCUUCCACCUCCACAGUCUACACUGAGAGAACCUCCUGGUCCACUGCCAUCCCGACCACAGAGAAAACCACUCACAGCACUUUUCCACGACCGUCAGAAGCUCAAGAAGGGUCCACCAUGUCCACAGGUCCUCCUGUCACAACAAAACCCACUGAAAUGCCAGAGUCUCAUACUGAAACCACGACUGCACCAAUGACAGAGAGCUUCGUUCAUCCUGCAACCACCCUGCGGAGCUCUGAGCAAUGGCAUCCCACCCAUCAGGAGACCUCCUCCACCUCAGUCUACAGCCCUACAGAGACAAUUACACCAGAAGUCACUUCUGAACCUGUUGUCCAUGUGGUCACUUCCACCAAAACUACAGCAUCUCCUCAUCCUGCAGUAACAACAACGAAGCCGGUGGUCACCUCUGCAAUGUCACCGGCUGUCACAAGCUCCGCUGCUCAAACUACGACCUCAACUGCAGAAAUCGAAGCCACCACAACCAGGACAUUGUUUACACCUCCACCACCUGCACCUGGUGAGCCUGAGACGCCCCUCACCACAGCCCCUACAACAGCUCCACCAGGUGAUGUCGCCACCACGCCCAGACCUGUCAUCUUCCAGCCAUUUACAGAGACUACACAUCCAGUGACAGGCAGAGUGGAGGUGGCAACAACCAUGCCACCUCCAUCUUCGACACCGAUGCCCACAACUACGUUGGCAUCCCCACGGACGACAACUUUUUCAGACAAAGUCACCACCCGUUUGGUGUCCACUGCAAGAGCUUCACCUGCCACAACCGCUUCAACCAUCAUACGGACGACGACCCUCAGGACGACACCCAGAGUUCCUGUGACAACAAGAGUCACCCCAAGGAUCACCGUGACCGAGCGGUCAACAGUCAGGCCACAUACUGCAAGGGUUACCAUAGCAACAUGGCCCCCAACAGUGACCACCAGAUCGACCACUCUCGGUCCGACGACUGUCGCACAGAGCCCCGGCACAACAACCAUGUCAGCAGUGCCAUCUGCAACCGUCGCAACAUCUCCAGAGUCCGUCACCACAGUGAGCACGACCAAGCUUGACAACAUGACCACAGCAGUUCCUGUCCCGACCCCCAUCACCCCACGAGUGCCGGUUCCCACUCUAACAACGGUCACAGCAUCUACUGCCAUCCCCAUGACAACCAGCAGAGAGCCGGUCACAUCUGAGAAAACUAAGACGACCAAAGAGACUGAAGUGUCGACAUCCACAUCCCAACCAGUGAUGCCGCCACCUGACGAGCUCAUCUCCACGCAGCAGCCCGGGACAGCCUCUCCUGCUGUGACGUCACACCCAACAACCACCAGGGUCCAAACCACUGAGUUGGACAAAGCGGGUCAGACCAGUCCAGGUGCAACAGCGUCUCCUGCACCUGCAACGACCAGUCACGCGGCGGAGGGCACAACAUCUGAGGCUGUGGCCCCAAUGAGGACGUGCACUCCUCCGUACGCAGAGAUCGUUGACGAGUGCACAAAGUACAUCUGCGUAAACAACCAGCUCAUCCUGUUCAACAAAUCUCAGAGCUGUCCUUUCACCUCCGAACCCCCGAAUUGUGGCCUGCUCGGCUUCGCCAUCCUGGUCAAUGGGGACAAGUGCUGCCCUCAGUGGGACUGUCCAUGUCGCUGCUCGAUGUUUCCAGACUUGAACGUCAUCACGUUUGAUGGGAACAGUGUUGCCAUAUACAAGGCGGCCUCAUACAUCGUGACCCAGCUGCCCAACGAGACUGUCAGCGUCCUGGUUCAGGAGUGUCCCGCGGACUCUGAGUCACUACUCUGGAAUUUCACCAACCUCUGUCUGGUGGCGUUAAACAUCACACACAAUUCCAACCACAUCGUCAUCAACCGACUGCAGAGGAGGCUUUACAUCAAUUCCCGAUACGCCAAACCUCGUUUCAAGAAGUAUGGCUUCGAGAUCUACGACACAGGAAACAUGUACCUGAUCCGCAGCCCCGCCGGUCUGAGGCUGCAGUGGUAUCACAGCACCGGGAUGAUGGUGAUUGACAGCUCCAGCAACAAGCUUCCUACCAUGGGCCUCUGUGGUUUGUGUGACGGAGACCCAACCAACGACCUGACCUUGGCCAACGGCACCACAGUGGGCGUGAGCGAGGAUCCGGCUCUUUUCAUCGACAGCUGGCAGGUUCCCAACACCACCAGCUACAUCAGCCAGAGCCGCCGCCGCGAGCUCAACUGCUCGACCAGCAACUGCUCCGUGUGCAUGGACAUGCUGCAGAACCACCACUUCUCCCCCUGCCACGCCUUCGUCCCGCCCAGCACAUUUUGUGAGGUCUGGGUCCGAGAUGCAGAGUACGUCAACAACCAGUGUGUGGCGCUGGCUGCAUAUGUGGCCUUGUGUCACAAAUUUAAUAUCUGCAUCGAGUGGAGGAGUCCGGAUCACUGCCCCUUCACGUGUCCCGACACUCUGCGGUAUCAGGCCUGUCUGCCGGCGUGCAGGUCUCAGUCCUGCCCCAACCACGACUUCGACUCAGACCCCGACCACUGUUCAGGCCUGACUGAGGGCUGCGUGUGUCCUGAGGGGACGCUGCUCCACCGACCCUACUCCGCCCUCUGCAUCUCACCCGAGAAAUGCGCCUGCACUGACAGCUCCGGCGCUCCCCGUGCACACGGCGAGGUGUGGAAGGCCUCGAAGGACGCCUGCUGCAUGUACCGCUGCGACAACGACUCCAUCGUCCACGUGGAGUACAACUGCUCCAAUGUGGUGGCGCCCGUGUGCCGCAGAGCAGGGGAGGUGAUCAUCAGCCUGGCUGACGACACCAGCUGCUGCCCACAGAGAGUCUGCGUUUGUAACCAGAGCCUUUGUGACCUGGUCCCUCCUGAGUGUAAAUACGGGGAGAAGCUGGUUUCGUACUACAGGCAGGACUCCUGCUGUCCACAUUACGUCUGUGAGUGUGACCCUGAUCUCUGUGGGUCGGACGUUCCCACCUGCAGAGAAGACCAGACUCUGAUCGCCACCAGAGCCGACGACAGCUGCUGUCUGGCCCACAUCUGCAUGUGUUCCUCCUCCUGUCCGGAGACUCCUCCUCUCUGUCAGAACGGGGAGGUGCUGACAGUCGACGGAAACGUCACCGACCGCUGCUGCCCCGCCUACCAGUGUGUGUGUGAGCCCUACAGGUGUCCUCAGCUCAGUUGUGCCGUUGGGAUGUCGGUGUUGUCGACGUCCGGUCCGAGUCGCUGCUGCCCAAACCAAACAUGUGAAUGUUCCUGUGAGAAAAUCGCUUCCCCAAAAUGUGGCCUGGGAGAGGCCGCUCAGCUGGACCGGGCCUUCCUGUCCGACCCACAGAACCAGUGCGCCUGCAAAAGAUACAAGUGUGUGCGCGAGGCGGUGUGCUUGUUUGGCGAGCGGGGGGUGCUGCGGCCGGGCCAGACUCUGGUGGAGCACGGGGACGACGGCCUGUGUCACAGCCGGCAGUGCAGCCGCAGCCUCGACCCAGCGAGCGGCUUCCACCUGCUCCGCACCUCCAGCAUCAACUGCUCCACCCACUGCCAGCCGAAUCAGAUCUACGUCCCUCCCAAAGACCAGUCGACAUGUUGUGGCGUUUGUAAGAACAUUUCCUGCCUCUAUGAACAUGAGAACGGGACGGUGGCUCUCUAUAAGCCGGGGAAAUCCUGGGUAUUGAACUGUGUGAAGUUCGACUGCACAGACACUUUGUCCGGACCCACGCUCAUCUCCUACUCCUUCAGCUGCCCCCCCUUCAACGAGACCGAGUGUAUGAAGAUCGGUGGAACAGUCGUAAGUUACAUGGACGGAUGCUGCAGAACAUGUACUGGACUCCCUCUGUUCCCUUUCCCCGUUAGCCCCCUGACUCCCACAGUUAACACAAACUGUGAACGAGGCAAAGAAGAUGGAAAGUCGUGUCAGAAGGUGACGGUGAGGAUGACGAUCAGGAAGAACGACUGUCGCAGUAACAGGCCGGUGAACAUCGUGUCAUGUGACGGGAAGUGUCCGUCUGCCAGCAUCUACAACUACAACAUCAACACGUACGCUCGCUUCUGCAAGUGCUGCCGCGAGACGGGGCUGCAGCGGCGCUCGGUGCAGCUCUACUGCAGCGGCAACGCAACCUGGGUCAGCUAUGGCAUCCAGGAGCCCACCGACUGCUCCUGCCAGUGGUCCUGAACACACACACACACACAGACACACAAAGUAAGAUGUUGUGGUGCAUCUGCUGGCAGGGAGGACAAACUGCAGCUUCGUCUGCAGCAGUGACGACUUUAUUUAUCAUUUUUAUUAAUAGUUUUGAUUUUAGCCGAGAAAGGUUUUGAUGCUGCAAGAUUCAAUUUUACCCAAAAUAAAUGUACAAACUGCACUUAAAGCUGUUUACGUAUAAUUUUACCAUCAUCUGUAGUUAAAGAUGGACGACAUGGCUGCUCGUCAAAAGUGAAGCCAAAUCAUCUCGAUCGCCUCUUGCUGGCUGGCUGCG